Messenger RNA from Ectocarpus siliculosus, 1209 nucleotides. The record is from the annotation of a GenBank genome assembly. Lineage: Eukaryota; Phaeophyceae; Ectocarpales; Ectocarpaceae.
AUGGGCCAUGUCCGGAUCACGCAGCCGCUGGACGUUGUGGCCGGCACGUCACUCAAGAUCACGGGCUCGGCUACCUUUGAUGGCGCGAACGUCGUGGAUGGGGACGGGUCCUUGUCUACCCCGAUGUUCUUCGUGGAAGAUUCCCAGUCGUCGCUGUGGUUAGAAGGCGUGUCUCUGACGGGUGGAGGGGGGCUGCGCGGGGGGGUCGUGGCAGCUUACCAGAACGCUUCGGUUACGCUGAUCGACUGCGAGGUGUAUGGGAAUGCCGUGUCCAACGUGGGAGGUGCGAUUUUCCUUCAAGAGUCUCGGCUCGUCACUGGCGGGACCGGCUUCGUAGACAACAGCGCGGACAAGUAUGGAGGCGCGGUGUUCGUCUCCGUUAACUCUACGGUGACAACAGAAGAGGGCAGCUUCGACAACGUUUUUCGGGAAAACGCAGCAAAAUCUGGAGGUGCCAUCUUUGUCGAGGACAGCAGCCAAGUCGACAUCAACGGAUCUGUGACGUUCGCCGGCAACAAGGCCAAAGCCGACGGAGGUGCGAUCUACGCCCGACGGGGUUCAACGGUAACGACCAACGAUGGAUUCACUUCGUUCGUCGACAACGAAUCCAAACACCACGGCGGCGCUAUCAUGGUGUGCGAGAGGUCAGGCCUUCGGGUGGCGGGAAACACGACGUUUUCGAGGAACACUGCCGAGCACCACGGAGGGGGCAUUCAGGCGAUGGAAGAAAGCUACGUGUAUCUCAUGGACGACGUGGUCUUCGAUGAGAACGUGGCAGGAAGUAACGGAGGAGCAAUACACGCGUCCGACAGAGCCAAACUCAAGACGACAGGGAACUCUCGCUUCGUCGGUAACAGGGCACAGUUCGGCGGGGCCAUUCACGGACGGCAAGAGGCAUCCGCAUCGCUGGGCGGGGACCUGAUCCUCACCAACAACACCGCUUCUUAUGACGGAGGUGCUGUCUACUUGGUUAACGCCAUGGUCAAGUUCAAAGGGAAGAAUUUUGAUUUUUGGUACAACAAUGCCUUGGAAGGUUCGGGUGGCGCCAUUUACGUCGGGAGCGUCUCCCGGCUGAGGAUAAAGGAUGUGGUCUUCUUCCGGAAUGUCGCCAUGCUGGGUGGAGCAGUUGCGACGUUUUCUUCAGGCACAGCGCCGGUGUCUAGCAGCGAAAGUGACCCCGCAGCAAUCGAUGAGAUCACCUCCAGGUAA